UUUGGAGCAGCGACACUGGUGGACGAGUUCAAUUUUGAGCGCGCUUGCCAUUAAGAGUACAGUGAGCGUGGCUGUGUUUCGUGUUGUUGUGUAGUUGUUGCUGUUGAUCAGAUUUAUACGCUAAAUGUGUGCCUAUGUUGUUGUUUUAUUAUUUGCAUAUGUUUAGUUCGCUGAGAAAGCAGACGAAUUUGAAGUGUAUUUUUUGACCUUUUCUUCGAAUGCGCGCAAAAAACUAAACGUUGCAUAUUUAUAAGUGUUUAUUAAAUUCGGUGUUGUUUUUUGCUUGAACUGAACUAAGAAAUUGUGUCAUUUGGCGGUUCAAUGAAUUAAUUGAAUGAAACUCUGUCGAUUGGUUUUGCUGUGAGUGAUUCAUUUCAAGAUAUCGAAUACAAUUUUAAAUUUGCUGUGGAUAAUAAGACAUAUAUAUCUUACAUGAAUAUAAGUAUAUAGAAAGCAAGGGGAAUAGGAAGUGCUAAAAAAUGGAAAUAAAAAUAAAUUUCUGAAAGUGAGAAAUCAUUUAAUAAAUUCAAACAAAUUAUUGUAAUUAGACGUGAAAUAAUUUUCAAUUUGCAUACCGAGCGUUUACUAUGCAUGCGUAAACUGUGUAAAAUUAUAAACUAGAACAAACAAAAAUUGCACAAUUAAAUAAUCAUUAAAUAACAAAUGAAAUUGCUUUCAAAACACACUAUAUAGGAUAUGUAAUAAAGCAUGCUAAGUGCUGUGACUAUAAAUAAAAUGAAAUUUUAAUAAAAAACAGAUCAAAACAGAAAAAACUGCUUUAAACUUCUGCGAAAAAUAAAUUUAACAAAAUUUUGUUUAUAAAUUCACCAAUACUGCCGGCAUCUUUGCAUAUCGCAUAUAAAAUCAGAUAUUCAACACCAAAUUGACAAGAAUCACUUGCCACCUCAUAACACUGACAAAAAAGAACAAAAUGCCGACUGCUGUAUCAGAUCUCACACUGCCAACAGCAACACCUGCCGCCACAGCAACCACACCAUUUACAACAAUGACAACGCAGACUUUGCCAAAUGGCGAAGCCAUGCAAAUUCAAAACAUACAAAGAAGUGCAGAACAAAAUGACAAGAAUUUAAAGGAAGGCGACAGGCAACAAUUUAUUGUUAAAUAUCGACAACGUUUUUAUGACAUCACGCGUUUCCUGAAAAAUCAUCCAGGUGGUCUAAAUACGCUGCGUGGCCUCAACAAUGGCGAUAUGACAACGCGUUUUCUGCACGCCCCACCGCACUCUGAUGCUGCUAUGUACCUGAUGAAAGAAUAUGAAAUAAAGCCCACACAAUUGCAAAAUGACACCAAGCGAAGGCAUCAUCAUCAGCUGCAUCAAAGGCAACAUCUACAACAAAGGGGGAAUGAUGAUCAUUUUGUGGAUAAUGAACAACAGGAGCAGGUGUUUGAAGCGACCCCAGUAAAUGGUAUUGAACUGAUCGAUGACGUGUUACAAGAAGAUAGAAACAACAAUCAGCUGGAUGAGAGUAUGGAGCACCUGGUGGACUGGUCAAAAGCUAUGCUCCCACAAAUAUCACACAUUACACGCCAUUAUGAUGAAUGGGUGCACAAGCCGGUCGACAGGCCGUUACGCUUAUUUGGGCCAACUUAUAUAGAGAUGUUUACAAAAACACCCUGGUGGGUUAUACCACUCUUUUGGAUGCCCGUUAUUAGCAAAUGUCUCUGGGAUGAAUUCGCACGUAAUUGGAGCUCUUCUAGCACAAGCACGCAAACGCUUUUGGCUGGCUACUUUGCUGCCGGUAUACUCUUCUGGACCUUACUUGAGUAUGUGCUUCAUCGAUUUUUGUUCCACAUGAAAAUAAACGCCAGCACCAAUCCAUGGCUGUGCACAUUUCAUUUCAUGAUUCAUGGUCUACAUCACAAGGUACCUUUCGAUUCAAAGCGUCUUGUCUUUCCGCCACUGCCGGGCGUCGUUAUUGCCACUAUCAUAUAUACACCAAUCAGUUUUGUGUUGCCACAUCCACGUAUUGUAUUAGCCGGUGCGCUCUUCGGCUAUCUGUGCUACGAUCUGAUGCACUACUAUCUCCACUAUGGUAAUCCUUCAUUCCAACACACACGCUUCAUGUACGAUAUGAAACGCUACCACUAUCAGCAUCAUUUCGCGCACCAGGAUAUGGGGUAUGGCAUCAGUAGUCCUUUUUGGGACAUCGUAUUCAAUACAAGGAUACACUUGCGUAAACUACGAUUUCCAUUGCGUUGGCGAUAAGUACUGUCAAAUGACCACCUUAGGCCUUACACAUAAAUAUAUUUAAGAUGGAAUAAUUAAAAACAUAUUUAAAAGUAAGUUAUUAAAAUGUCACAUAGCAUCGGCUUAUGAACAAUGCUUUUGCUAUUAGUAGUUUUUAUAUGUAAAACAUUACCAAAGAAGAAAACUGUACUGAGAAGUCAUUGCUGUAUAUGCACAUACGAGUACAUACGUACAUAGUUGUAUGUAACUUUAGUAGACACAUUCAGGGGUUGUGUCUCGUGUAUGACGAUUUUACUAUCAGGGUGGAUUACAAUGAGUUGUUUUGAAAAUGUUAUUGUAUUUCUAUUGUUUUGUUGUAUUUAUUUUAAAUUCUUCUAUUAUUACUUAGUUUUAAGCAUAAAAUAAAAAAUGUAUUUUCUGAUGGAAAAAUUUAUAAUUUUUUCGUACAAAUGAAACAUAGCCAAAAAUUGUAAAA
Molecule: messenger RNA, 2684 nt
Organism: Anastrepha obliqua
Lineage: Eukaryota; Metazoa; Arthropoda; Insecta; Diptera; Tephritidae
Gene: Fa2h
Product: fatty acid 2-hydroxylase
Exons: 4
Coding region: 932-2227 (431 amino acids)
Biological process (GO): fatty acid metabolic process; lipid biosynthetic process
Cellular component (GO): membrane; endoplasmic reticulum
Molecular function (GO): heme binding; iron ion binding; fatty acid 2-hydroxylase activity
Source: RefSeq, a predicted model, not a curated record